Messenger RNA from Malus domestica (apple), 817 nucleotides. RefSeq lists its product as uncharacterized. The record is from RefSeq and is a predicted model, not a curated record. Lineage: Eukaryota; Viridiplantae; Streptophyta; Magnoliopsida; Rosales; Rosaceae.
UCGAUCACAAAACUCACUACAUAUACAUGCGGCAAUCUCAGAGUCCCACUGCCGACCCGACAAACACUCAAAAUUCGAAAUUUGAACUUGCGCUCCUCCUCCUGUUCCUCCAGGUGAACUGAAACCCCCAAAAUUCAAACACACAACAGAAACAAACAUCAGAAAAUCAGAACUCGUCAUCUGAUCUGGUCCCAAUCCCAAAUGGCCGCGGCCAACUCUUCUGAUCCCUCGAUUCCCUCCACUCCUCCUCUCCCCGCCCCUGCUCCUCCACUCUCCUCCAGCAAGGAGAAUGUGACCCCGAUUGGCUCCAAGCUUGCGGAAUUGAAUGAAUCGAGGUCUGAGCUACUUGGUAGAAUUCAAGGGUUGAAGCAGGAUUUGCAAAGUUGGAGGUCAAAGUUAGACACUCAAGUGAAAGUCUAUCGCGACGAGCUUUCAGAACUCAAGAAAUCCCUCAACACCGAAGUGGAUCAACUUCGAUCUGAAUUUCAAGAACUGAGGACCACUCUUCAGCAGCAGCAAGAGGAUGUUACAACUAGUCUUAGAAACUUGGGGCUGCAGGAUGUCUCAGGAGAGAAAAAAGAAGCCCAAGAUACCGAAGAACCAAAUGCUUCAACCAAGGUGGAUGAAGCCAAAGAAGCCGAAAGCUAGAUUGAUUUUUCCUCAGAGCAUGCAUGGCACGCGUUCAUUCCUGAGCAAAAUCUGAUUCUUCGCGAAUCUGUAAUUUGUUAUGGUGGUUUAGUUAAAAUUUGCCACAACCUUGUUGACUUGCUUAACGCACAACUCUCUUCUAAAUAAAUUAUGUAGAAUUUUGCUUUAA